CAACGUUAACGUUGCCGCUCACACCACAGUGGGGCGGGGUGAGCUGCGCAAUCUCCAAUAUUGAAAUAUUGAUAUCUUGUGAAACACCGAGGCAUAUUUGAGGCGGUAUUCCUUAGUUCCUUGCUGGCAAAGCUCAAAUGCUCUCCGCUCCAUUCCUCGACCAAGAAAAAUCAUCUGGUGCGACGAACUAUAAGACAUCAACGUCGGUACGCCAUGGGACGCAGGACACUGGGCCCAUAGUAAUGACUACGCGCACGGAAGAUGGCAGAUUUGCUACAACAGAAGGCACACUGCACGUUUCGAAGCCAUUCCGGUCAAGAUCGACGAAGAAGCUUCGUGCAAUGAUUACAUUUGAACCCAGGAAGACGCACUUUGACACCACGAAUGAAGCAUCGGGUACCAAUGAGUUCCGGGGUUUCUUCACGCUUUUCUGGAUGUCAUUGUUUCUGUUCACAUUACAGACUUAUAUCAGUAGCGUCGAAGCUAACGGCUACGCUCUGUCGUUCGCCUUCGCGACAAUGUUUUCACGGCACGCAGUCACGUUAGCACUGAGUGACUUGCUCCUAGUUUCCAUCACGAUUUUAUGUGUUCCGUAUGCCAAGGCCAUUAGCAAGGGCUGGAUCAGCUACUAUUGGACAGGUGCCAUUAUACAACACCUAUUCCAGGCAUGUGUGCUGCUCAUCACAGUCACGUGGACAUUUCAUAGACAAUGGCCCUGGGUCCAAUCCGGCUUCCUCACUCUCCACUCAUUUGUCAUGAUUAUGAAGAUGUACUCUUACAUUUCCGUGAACGGCUACCUCCAGUCGAUUUCUAAGCGCUCGAUUGACGUUCUCGCAGAGCUCAAUGGUGCUGCAGCCCGUGUUGGAGGAUUGGAGCAGGCAUUGCGUGACGCAACGUCGAAGAGGGCGCAAGCACAGGUGGCUUCACGAUCAGCCGAGACUCCGCUCGCCGAUGACACAUCAACGCCGAUGGAAACGUGCACCCCGGACGCGGAGGGAGUAUUGAUGAAGUCGUACACGGACGUGAAGACGGCUGCUGCACUGAGGCAACGGCUUGCUGCUGUCUCCAGCAGUUCGGAUGAGAAUACGAGGUCUGAACGUGGUGCGGUUAAUGGAAGCGGGCGCGGAAGUGAUGAAAUUGAAGUUGCAUGUGUCCUUUCAUACCACCCGGAUGAGCUUGUCGCAGGUCUGGCAAAGGAAUUCCUGGACUUGGACUCGGAGCUUGUGAGUACGGGCCCGGAACGAGUGCGUUGGCCCGACAACGUCACGUACCGGAAUUUUGUGGUCUACCAACUGAUCCCGACCUUGGUAUACGAGCUCGAAUACCCAAGAACCGACAGAAUACGGCCGAUGUACAUUUUUGAAAAGACGGUUGCGUUCAUGGGUUCAUUUGCGCUGCUGUAUACAGUUGCGGAGUGUUUCAUCAUACCGCUUACCCCUACGCCAGAUCAAUCGUUCUUCCGCUCCCUCCUUGACCUUGCAUUGCCGUUCAUGAUCGCCUUUCUGCUUCUAUUUUAUAUUAUAUUUGAAUGCAUAUGUAAUGCAUUCGCUGAGCUUUCUUACUUUGCCGAUCGCCUGUUCUAUGAAGACUGGUGGAAUUCCACCUCUUGGGAGGAAUUCUCACGCAAAUGGAACAAACCGGUGCAUACUUUUCUUCUUCGGCACGUGUAUGCUUCGACACGCGCCUCGUACGGCGUAUCACGUACCACAGCGAUGUUCCUCACAUUCUUUCUCAGCGCCAUGGCGCAUGAGUUAGUCAUGGCGAUUGUAACGAAGAAGAUUCGCAUGUACCUAUUCCUGAUGCAGCUCGUCCAGAUCCCAUUGAUUUUGGUGUCCAGGGCACCAGUGAUCCAGCGCAACAAGCUCAUGGGGAAUGUGGUGUUUUGGCUGGGACUCUACGCUGGCUUCCCACUGCUUUGCGUUGCUUAUGUUGCAUAUUAAGGAUGUGAUGUAGGAGAAGGAGAUGAGUCCAUACACGAUGAGCAUCAGAUAACCAACCUGAAAAUGAUAAAGCCCAAAAUUUAUAUAAUAUUUAUUAGAAAUGUACCCUACUUGACAAAACUUUGUAUACCUGGA
Molecule: messenger RNA, 2075 nt
Organism: Suillus subalutaceus
Lineage: Eukaryota; Fungi; Basidiomycota; Agaricomycetes; Boletales; Suillaceae
Product: MBOAT, membrane-bound O-acyltransferase family-domain-containing protein
Exons: 10
Coding region: 138-1940 (600 amino acids)
Biological process (GO): ergosterol metabolic process
Cellular component (GO): endoplasmic reticulum membrane
Molecular function (GO): ergosterol O-acyltransferase activity
Source: RefSeq, a predicted model, not a curated record